AUGUCCGCUACAACUCUCUACGACCAGGGCCUCAAGGCAGCCGAACGCAAGGACUUUGCCGCCGCCGUGCCGCUGCUCACCCGCGCCAUCGAGGCCAGCGGCGCCACCCACCCCAACCCGGCCUGGCUGCUGACUCGUGCCCGGGCCGAGAUGGGCAUACAGGCCUACCAGGACGCCCUGGACGACGCCGACCGUGCGUACCAGAGCGCGCUGACGCGCCAGAGCGCACAAAGCGCCCGCUGGCUCGUGCAGGCGCAGUACCGGCGGGCCGUGGCGCUGGCGGCGCUGAAGCGGUAUGCCGACGCGGACGCGUGCUGCGUGUGGUCGCAGCAGCUGGCGGAGGGCAAGAAGUUCCGGUCGACGGGCGGCGGCAACGGCAACGACAACGACGGCCAAGACGACCCGGACGAUGUGCGGCGCAACGUGGACAGCGAGGGGCGGUACCAGGCGACGCCGGCGGACCUGCCCAAGACGCUGACACACAAUCCGGGCCACAGCGCAGGGAGCGCCACCGCCACGGCCGCCACGGCCGGCGGGGGCAACACGCUGGCGGGGGUGCUGGGGCAGGCGAACAGCAACGACAGCACAAAGGCCGACUGGACGCAGGCGUACAUGUGGCGGGGCGUGGUGCUGCGGGAGCUGCAGAAGCUGCCGCUGGAGGACCCGGGGCGCAAGAUUACGGUGUCGCGGGUGCCGGCGCUGCCCAAGAAGCGGGCGGCCAGCGCCACGGCGACGCCGACACCUUUAUCACCCGCCGUCGCAGCCACCACGACGACGCCCACGGCGUCUACUGCGUCCACCGCGCCCACGCCCACGCCCACGCCGUCCCCCCCCAAACUCCGUGUCGACAUGUACCAGACGCCGUCCACGGUCAACCUCACGCUGUACGCCAAGGGCGUCGAUGCCGCGGCGCUGCAGGUCACGGCGACCAGCGCCACACACAUCCAACUGGCGCGUCUGCCGGCGGCCGUGGCGGGCCCCGCGCAGACGGUGACGCUCGCACUGGCGGGGGCGAUUGCCGCGGACGCAGGGGCGGUGGAGACGCGGGUCACGCCGUACAAGAUUGAGCUCAAGGUGACCAAGGCGACGGCGGGCGAGAAAUGGGGCCACUGGGGCGAGCAGGCGAAUGUGGUGCCGGCGGAGACGGCAGCUCCAGCCACAGCCGCGGCGACAGCCACAACCACAACCACCGCCACGGCCACAGCCACGGCCACAUCCACAACAACCUCUGGCCCUGCGUACCCGACGAGCGCCAAGUCGGGCCCCAAGAACUGGGACAAGGUGGCCGACGACGACGACGACGACGCGGCCAAUGCCAACGUCGACGACUUCUUCAAGAAGCUGUACGCGGGCAGCACGCCCGAGCAGCAGCGGGCGAUGAUGAAGAGCUUCACAGAGAGCAACGGCACGUCGCUGAGCACGGACUGGUCGACGGUAGGCAAGGGGCCUGUGGCGGUGGUGCCGCCGGAUGGUGUGGAGGCGAAGAAGUGGUAG
Messenger RNA from Sporothrix brasiliensis 5110, 1494 nucleotides. RefSeq names its product sgt1 and cs domain containing protein. Gene Ontology annotation, biological process: protein stabilization. The record is from RefSeq and is a predicted model, not a curated record. The coding region runs from base 1 to 1494 and encodes 497 amino acids. Gene Ontology annotation, molecular function: protein-folding chaperone binding. NCBI's taxonomy places the organism in Eukaryota, Fungi, Ascomycota, Sordariomycetes, Ophiostomatales, Ophiostomataceae. The transcript has 2 exons.